AACUUCAUAAAAAGAACAUUCCAGUUCCUUCCAAAUGAGAUACAAUCAGUUCUCUCAAAAAAAAGUUCUCUAAUAUUAAAAUAUUUGCUCAAUGCCGUAUCCAAGGUCCGUGUCCGAUCCGGAAUCUUCUAACGAAUACGAUUCGGAAGAAGAACGGCUUGUUGAGGCGUUCAAAAGCAAAAACUUCAAAUCAGACUCUUCUAUCAUGAUCUGUCCGAGUAAGGGAAAGGUCACUGCCCAUGGCAUUGUGAGCACUCCCUGUGACACGUACAUUGGAGAACGCAAUCUUAAGGCAGUCCUUGUGCUGCCUGAUUUGAAGGAGCGAACAUCCAUGUCGUCCAUGGAGGGUCUGUACGAACUAUCACAGAGGCUAGCAGUGACAUCACCCAGGCUAUUGUCACGAAAGGUUGUGGAAGACCCAAAGGAAACUCUCGCUCAGGCACAGGAUACAGAAGGGAGCACAGGCCAAGAGAACGAUCAGCAGCAUGAAGAGGUCGAACGCCAGGAGAUGAUCCAAAAACCAGAGGUUAUAGCCCACAAUUUGACUCUCAAACAGCGUCAACGAGUUCCACCAGGGAAGGUUUUCACUCGGCUACCGAUUUACGCCAGCUGUUCCUCAAUCCUACACCGAAAUAAGAAGCGCAACAAGAAGAAGAGCAGGAAGAACAUUUCUAAGGCUAAUUUCGACGCUUAUAUAAGCCGUAAACUCAAGAACCAUUUAGGCAACCAUCCCGCCACCACAGAAGUACGGGCAAAUAAGAAAGAAAUUAAAUUUCUGAACAAGCUUGUGCAAUCCGAUACCUUCAAAGUGAUCCUGCUCCUGGUCCUGAUCUGCGUGCUAUUCAUAAUGUUCUACGACAUAGAGAACUCGGUGGAAGAUGCGUACUUUUCAGCUUCCUGAAAGUGCUUAUUUGAAUAGUUUUUUAUCAAAAGUUUAUUGUUUAGUUAUUCCAGUUUUGCAGACUACACAUUUUACACAACAUUUUUCCCUUCGUACCCUUCUACCAACCCAAAAAAUAGGAGUUCUUCAAAUUAGCCGAUUAGCCAAGAAAAUGUAUUCAUCAAUCGAAUAAAAUUAUAUUUUAAGUUCUGA
Drosophila obscura is the source of this 1093-nucleotide messenger RNA. RefSeq lists its product as uncharacterized. The transcript has 3 exons. The record is from RefSeq and is a predicted model, not a curated record. Lineage: Eukaryota; Metazoa; Arthropoda; Insecta; Diptera; Drosophilidae. Bases 92 to 901 code for a protein of 269 amino acids.